AUGCCUUCCAGAUUAGACAGCCCUGUGCUGUCUCUCAGCAUUAACAAUAUCAGCAAAAUCGACACACAUAAUGUUGAUAACCUCUUUGGAAUGUGGACCAUAUUUUCUCGUUGUGCCGAGUCGCUAGAAAACGGUAGGCGAUUAGAGAAUCUAAGCUGGCGAUUAUGGAACCAGGAAACCUUCUACACUGGUACCGUUAGCAAGUUUAGAGCCUCUCUACAAGAAUCAGAGGAAUCCACAUCGUCAUCUGCGUCGACAAGAUCCAGGAGCAGCACAUCCAGCACAGAGGAUGUACCUGCUCUGUCUUCCAGCGUAGAAUCUGCUUCAUCCAAUGACAGAUACCCACACUCCAGCAUCCAUUCUAACCAGAGCACCAUGAGCCGACGGGGCUCUGGUCGAGAAAGGCAUAUCAACCCAGUCGGUUUGGCUAGGUUGAUGAGCAAUCUCAACAACAAUGAAGUCGAACAACUCAUCGAGGAACACUCCAAGUCACCAACAAAGCAGCCAGCCAAGCCCAUCGCUGUCCCAGCUGCCCCUGUCACAUCAACCACUACCGAGACUCAGAAGUCUUCGAACGAUUCUACAGCAUCUGACAACAGCACUGGAUCCAACUCCAGCAUCAAGAGCUCUCACAGUGUCGUCCGUGGCUUUGGUCCAGGAUUGGUUUCCAACUCAUACCGAUCAUCCACCAAGCUUGCCGCGGAGGUCACUGUCAAGGAAAAGGAAGUUGUGCUUACACCAGAACCUACCAAGCCAAAGAAGGGUGGUAUGUUCAUCGUUGGCUCUAGCCCAUCUGAUGCUUCUGGAUCUUACGAUGGAUCCAGGUAUGGUAGUGCACUUUCCAACAGCCUUCGCAGAGUCGCCAGCGGUGGCAGCAAGCGAGCCGCCUUCGUUGAUGAAGUUCAGACCCGAACCUUCAAGGAAGAAGAAGAGGAUGACUUCAUGACUGAAGAUGAAGAUGAUAGCGCCAUCGAUGAGGAUGACUGGGAUUCUGUUAGCGAGGAUGGCUCUGAGGACGGCGAGGAAUCAUCUAUGUUCUCUCGUAUCGAAGAACCUCGACCACAACUCACUUCCAGGAGGUCACUCCUUUCUACCCUUCUUCACCAAAAUGACCGCGCAGAGGCCCUUGCUCGUGCCGCUGGUGUUCGAUCCGCACCUGUUGUUAGGUCUCGCACAUCCUCUCCCAAUGGUCCAUCCAUGCCUCUCUCUCCCACUCGAGAGGCACCUAUCCAACAACAAAUUGUUAACGCCCGGGCUAUCCCCAUGGUUAAGUCCGCUUCUGCGUUCCCUCAGUCACCUCGUACCACUCGUCGCAACAUGCUUGCCACCGAGUUGACCGAAUCAUUGCGAAAGCAUCUCCUUUGGGAGAGGCAGCAAAAGAACAAGGUUGCCAAUGCCGUCCUUCGACGCAGGCAUACCGCUUACGACAUGCAGAAUAUGACUGAGUACCCCCAGCAGGGCCGUGCUGGAUCUUGGAACAACCACUUUGAACAUGGUCCUGGUCCCAACGAAUACCACCUCGCUGGCUGGUAA
Messenger RNA from Orbilia oligospora ATCC 24927, 1533 nucleotides. RefSeq lists its product as uncharacterized. Lineage: Eukaryota; Fungi; Ascomycota; Orbiliomycetes; Orbiliales; Orbiliaceae. The record is from RefSeq and is a predicted model, not a curated record. Bases 1 to 1533 code for a protein of 510 amino acids. Gene Ontology annotation, cellular component: cytoplasm. The transcript is spliced from 2 exons. Gene Ontology annotation, biological process: mitochondria-nucleus signaling pathway; negative regulation of transcription by RNA polymerase II; regulation of nitrogen utilization.